UGUGUGUGUGUGUGUGUGUGUGUGUGUGUGUGUGUGUGUGUGAGAGAGUUCUUGCUCUCAACCAAUCUACAGAGAUCAUUGAUUAGCAAGGAAGAUUUAAAACCAAGCAGAGGAGACGGACGAGACAGUCUGACUGAAUCCACUACAGCUGUCAACGCACAAUUUUAGAAGGCUGUAUUACCGAGGGUCAGCAGCGCUGCGCCAGGGCUCGUGCAGCACCGGAGCCGGCUUGGAUCGGCGGUGCCCCAUAUAUAUCUACGGCAACAAAACUUCACUGAAAAUGGACACUUCCCGACUUCUCUUCCUCAUCUUCAUGGUGAUAACUACAUCUGAAUGUUCAGGGACAACUGAGCCCAAAUGCCAAAAGAUGGACAAGAGGUCAUACACCCUGUUGGAAGGGGAGGCAUUUUAUUUAGAGCCUUACGAUGUUGCAAGCGGCCUCUCUGAUGAAGAUAUCGAAUGGUACAAAAAUGAGACAAAAAUCCCCACUGACAAGAACGAGAAUGUACAUUACCAUGGUGAAGCACUCUUUUUCUUAAACCUCCUCCCUGAGAACUCUGGCAAUUACACUGCCUGGGAAACAGACCCAUCAUCAGGAAAGUGCUACAAAUAUGAUGUGGAAGUUAAUGUCGUCAAAUCAAGCUAUAUGAAGAACUUGCUCUACGGAGAAAUCAAAAACUCAGACAUGAACAAAAUGAUGCCAUGUCCAGAUCCUGUCAAUAAAACAUGUCAAAGGUUGAAAGGAAAAUUCAGGUGGAACAAGGACAACAAACCCCUUCAAGGUCACGAUCGAGAUCAUCUUUGGAUUGCUAAUACUAGCAAAGAUGACGAGGGAAUCUACACGUGCAUUUGUACCUGGACAUACAACGGCAAGGAGUACAACUCGUCAGCCUCCAGGGAGCUAAAGGUUGAAGAUAAAGUUGCCAACCGUGGGUUAAAGUUCAUCUCUCCGAACAACAAGGAGCAGUUGGCUGAUGAAGGCGUUGGGAUCAAGCUGAACUGCUCAGUUUUCUGUGGGACUACCAAGAUAAGUGACUGCAAUGCUAGCUGGAUGGUUGAUGGAAUCCACUUCCCCCCGAUCAAUGGAUACAAUCAAACCACCAAAACCGUCACUGAGAAACCUUCAAUGAAUACCUUCUCCACUGCAAUCCUGACCAUCGAAAAAGUGUCUGCUAAAGAUUUCAAAACUGAGUUUAAAUGCUCCGUCGAAGGCAUGUUCGAAAAGGCAUCUGCCCCUUUAACUCUUAGGCGGAGAGAGUCAAUAAUCCCACUGGUCAUUGGAGCAGUGUGUGUGCUGUUCUUCGUUGUGUUGGCCGCCAUGCUAGUCAAGUGCUUCGCUAUCGACCUCACUCUCUUCUUCAGAUCCUACUUCCCAUUAAGCAGUUACAAUAAAGAUGGCAGGGUGUAUGAUGCCUACGUGGUCUACCACAUGCAGAGCAUGGACAAGGCCACCGAGGACGCACUCUGUCAGUUCGUCAACGAGGUUUUGCCCUCAGUCCUCGAGGAAAAAUGCGGAUAUCGACUCUUUAUCCACGGGAGGGAUGACAUACCCGGGGAAGACCGUCUGGAGCUAGUGGAGGAGCGCAUGAAGCAGAGCAGGAGGCUGAUGGUCAUCCUCACCCCGGGUUCAGGAUCAGAGUUACAGAGCAGAGACCAAUGUCCUGCCUCGCCCCAAAACUCAAUGAUAGGAGGGUUUGACUGGCAGGUGGGGCUCCACCAUGCGUUGUUCCAGAGGGAAAUGAGUGUGAUUCUGGUCCAGCUGGGGGCCACUGGGCCACAAGGAUACACACACCUUCCCGCUGGCUUGCAGCACCUGAUUCUCCAGAGCGCCCCUAUUAAGUGGCCAGAGGGUUCGAGUGGCGCUGCCGCAUGGAACUCACGCUUUUGGAAGAGAGUGCGAUACCUAAUGCCUGCAAUACCUGCAAUAAAAUGUCCACAGUCUGCUAUUAUUUGAAACCCUUAUGGAUUUGCUUUGACCUUCCUGGAAUGACAGAUACUGUAUGUAGCAUGUGCAAAACAAAAGGGUCCAACCGCACCAGUCCCAUCACACAGAUGUGUGGGAUCACAGGCAUCAGUUCUAUGUAGGAAUGAUGCUAAUGGGUCCAUAUAGAAUUGUGUAUUUAUGGUUAAAGAAGUUUAUUCCGCCAUUAAACUGUGGACAUUUCAUUGCAUACAUCAUACACACCUAUAAUUUCGUUUAGGUGAAAUCCUGCGGGCAAAAAAAAUAAAAUACUAACAAUCCCAUUCUGAGGUUGCAGCACCGAUCAUUAACAGAAUUAUGAUGUACAAUCAUUUAUUUAUUUUUAAUGUCUCUGGUUUGUGUCCAGGGAACUCUACAAAAUCGUUUAAAAGAACAUUUCAGAGCGAGUCACACUCUUCUGACAGCGCUUUGCUACAGUGGCUUGACUAAUAUGCUCCGCAUUAAUGUUGUAAA
This is a messenger RNA of Perca fluviatilis (European perch), 2434 nucleotides long. It is a transcript of the gene il1rl1, whose product is annotated as interleukin 1 receptor-like 1. Gene Ontology annotation, molecular function: interleukin-1 receptor activity. Gene Ontology annotation, biological process: signal transduction. The record is from RefSeq and is a predicted model, not a curated record. The transcript has 13 exons. Lineage: Eukaryota; Metazoa; Chordata; Actinopteri; Perciformes; Percidae. The coding region runs from base 281 to 1954 and encodes 557 amino acids.